AUGCGCAUUGAACAAGAUCGGCUCGGACAGAUCAAGAACUAUAUCUACAUUACCAGUGCAGCUCUGCUUUUUCUGACAUGGUGCCUGUCUCUGGCUGCUCUUACUCAAGGCGGAGGUGUUGACGGUCGUCUGGCAUGGACUUUUGGGCUGUGCUUCCUGACCAUUCCCAUGGUCAUUUACCAGUCCCUCACCCCUAUCUGGUCGCGUACCGCUCGCUUCUCGCAUCCUUACGCCCAUUGCGUUGUUGACGGUCUCUUAUGUAUCUUCUGGUUCAGUGCUUGGGCUAGUCUUGCCUCGUAUGUCAUUUCGGGUAAGGGAAGAGGUGGAGAUAGUACGAAGAGCGGCUGCGACAAUUUCGCUCACGGUAGCGCCAGCAAAUGCCGCAUCAGUGAGGCGGAUAUUGUGUUCAGCGUGCUCAUGAUGUGCUGUUUCAUAGUGACGAGCUAUUUCAAUUUCAAGUUGUUGAUGGAGUACAGGCGCACAGGACUUGCACCACGUACUGGCCAAAUUCAGAAGAACAAUAUAUCAUACCCUCAAAGUGUUGGCGAUGGAUACAAAGAGGAUGAGGAAGCAUUUGAUUCGAGGUUGGAUGUUGCUCAUGACGAAAGAGAUACAGGUUAUAGCUUUGAGGCUGCCAGGGUUCAUGGUGGUGGCAUUAGUAAUACAUCUUAUGGUCAGUACGAGACUGUGCCCGGUGGUGACGAUGGAUACAGGAGACCUUUGAGUUUUGGCGGACCACUAGGAAGCAAUAGGAUAUAA
Lithohypha guttulata is the source of this 759-nucleotide messenger RNA. RefSeq lists its product as uncharacterized. Lineage: Eukaryota; Fungi; Ascomycota; Eurotiomycetes; Chaetothyriales; Trichomeriaceae. Gene Ontology annotation, cellular component: membrane. The record is from RefSeq and is a predicted model, not a curated record. Bases 1 to 759 code for a protein of 252 amino acids. The transcript is spliced from 2 exons.